AUGGCAGAUGAUCACAAGAGCACUAAGUCGACUGUGAUCGACCUUCCUACUGUCAGCUAUCGCGACUUGAUGCUUGGAUCUCAGGAUGCGGCCGUAGGGCUCUUGAAGGCAGCCAGCAUAGAUGGGUUCUUCCAGUUGGACUUGAGAGAUACUCCUGCGCAGCAGACCGUUCUGGACGCUCUACCCGUGGUCUACAAGGCUGGAAAACAGUACUUCGCACAGUCUCCGGCUGUGAAAGAGCAAGACCGACGACAGGCGAACAAUGGUACCGACAGAGGCUUUACGUCUUGUCCGUCUGACGAGGACUUGGAGCUAUCGAUUGACGAAUAUCGAGCUGGAAACCCCCCUUUCCCCGCGGUGCUACAGGCCAAGCGCGAAACAAUUGGCAACUUCAUGGAGUCUCUAGAUCAAGCCUGCCGGGUGAUGCUGGCAUCUUUAUCUGCAUCGUUGGGCCUGCAGGAAGGCGAGUCCUUGGACCAAUAUCACCACAAGGCGGAUACCAGCGAGUCCGGAUUGAAGUUCGUCAGUGAACCGACGCUGGCUCGCAUCGCUGAUGUAGCCGACAACACGCACACCGAUGGCGGCACCUUCACCAUCAUCUUCUGUAAAAGACUGGGCCUCCAAACGUACCUUCCACGCACAAAGGAAUGGGCCUUCGUCCCUCCUAAGGAUGGCUGUUGCGUUGUCAAUGUCGCCGACGCUCUCAGCCGGUUCUCACACGGUGUGCUGCACUCCCCGAGGCACCGCGUUACGCAAGUCGAAGACGGAGCGGGCGAGCGCCUCUACUUGUCUCACUUCCUCCGUCCAAGUCACAAGUAUGCCGGUCCAUGA
Zymoseptoria tritici IPO323 is the source of this 831-nucleotide messenger RNA. RefSeq lists its product as uncharacterized. Gene Ontology annotation, molecular function: dioxygenase activity. NCBI's taxonomy places the organism in Eukaryota, Fungi, Ascomycota, Dothideomycetes, Mycosphaerellales, Mycosphaerellaceae. The record is from RefSeq and is a predicted model, not a curated record. The coding region runs from base 1 to 831 and encodes 276 amino acids. The transcript is spliced from 3 exons.